AUGUCUGAAAAAGUAGUUCAGCAGUGGUCUACAUAAGAAACGUGCACUCUACUGUCGAUAUGGUCUUAAACAGAGAUCCAUGACAAACUAGAGCUCGCAAAGAAAAGAAAGUUGUUUGAAGAAAUAUGGCAAGAAAUGCUCAACAUCUGCUUCAGUCAUACGAUUUUAACUUGUAAACAAAUUGUAAACAAACUCAAGAAACUUAACAAGGAGUACAGGGAUCAGAAAAUGGAGCUCAGCAAAAGCGGCAGUGGACGAAGCAAUAAAAGCAUGCAGUAUAAUGUUUUGGACUCUGUACUUGGACACCGACUGGAUAAUCAAUUAAGUGGCGCAUUGAAUUCAGCAACAAGGUCUGUUGCCAACCUUGGUAAGUUACAAAGGAGCAAAAAAGGGAAGAGGGAUUCAAACCAGGAGCUGCUUGAUUACUUACAAACUGCAGAUGAGCGAUUCAUGGAACAUAGCAAAGAACGUCAUGAGUCCAUGAUAAAAACAACGGGCGAAACAAAGACAAUGCUUGCACUAAUGGGCCGCAUGGUUGCUGUGAUAAAGGUACAGCAGGGACACUAAGCUUAAAUGUUUGUAAAAUGACACACUAACAACUUUUCCAGUAAAAUUUUUGUUGAUUGUGAUGCCUUUGUUUUAUUUCUUUCUUUUGUUUUAUUUAAUUUUUUUUUUUUACUUAUUUUUGCAUUGUACUUCGUGUCUUGUUUUGUUUGUACUUGUCUACCUCAUACUUGUUCACCUCAUUGUAACAGCUUAACUCAUUGUUCUUGAUUACAUAAAAGACACAGUUUACAUUUGCACAUGUUCCUGUAUAUAUUUUGAUACACAUUAUACGAAUAAAUCUUUUUGCACAACAAUUCUUGGAACAGUCAUUUAUUAUGUAAAGGAAACAAUGGCAAACAGUGAAAUAGUAAUAAUAAAAUACUAAACAAUAAUACAAUAGCAAAAUAGAAGCAAACAAUAGUAAAAUAGAAACAACAAGCUCAAUUCAACAGUUUCACCCUUCCUGUGUGUUGAAGUACUGCAACAAUGCAGUUCAUACAUCAGUUCCUUCUGGGUGUUCGUGCUGAGGUCAUGCCUGGAUGGGUAUU
Molecule: messenger RNA, 1094 nt
Organism: Ictalurus furcatus (blue catfish)
Lineage: Eukaryota; Metazoa; Chordata; Actinopteri; Siluriformes; Ictaluridae
Source: RefSeq, a predicted model, not a curated record